This is a messenger RNA of Lineus longissimus, 4614 nucleotides long. Its product is annotated as anoctamin-4-like. The record is from RefSeq and is a predicted model, not a curated record. Gene Ontology annotation, biological process: chloride transmembrane transport. Gene Ontology annotation, cellular component: plasma membrane. The coding region runs from base 295 to 3579 and encodes 1094 amino acids. The transcript is spliced from 24 exons. Lineage: Eukaryota; Metazoa; Nemertea; Pilidiophora; Heteronemertea; Lineidae. Gene Ontology annotation, molecular function: protein dimerization activity; chloride channel activity.
AGUGAUAAGAUAUGUUACCACAUUGCUUAUCUGAGGACCAGCUUACAUGUAAUAGGCCCAGACAAGGCUGUGUUGUGAAGUCCUUUUGACCAUUCCAUUGGCACCAGAGACUGGACCCAUCAGUAUGUGCUUCAUAUCGGCGGAGCAUUAGUCGAGUGUUACGUAUGAGCCAGCUUGCCUGUGGGAGUGGGCUUUGUACCCACCCAGAGCCAAAACGGGGCUAGUGUGCAGAGGAAACAAUCUCAAUUUGUAGAAUUUUCCAUAGCCAGUGGUCUUCAUUAAAGAUUCAAAGCCAUGGAAAUCGAUGUGCCGUUGACCGAGUUCAAUCUCUCGGACAAUAAAAACACCAACACUCUUGAAGAAACCGAAAGACGGCCAGAGUCAGCUAGGAAGGAGAAUGAAACACUUCCUGCGAGUGCAAGAGAAUCUGUAGAUGUGGUUCAUGAUCGCGAUAAAUUAGUCAAUGAAACAGAGACGGAAAUUAGUGCCGAUAAAAAACGUAAACGCAAACAUCGCCAUAGUCGGAGAAAAAGUUAUAAGACAAUGGAGGAGUCUUUAGAUUUGCCUGAGAAGGCGCCAAUGGAGGAUAGGAUUGAUGAUGCGGGCGUGGACCAGAUCAAACGGAUUGAUUAUGUACUUGUUUAUCCGGAUAAACAUCCCGAGGAGGAGACAAGUAAAAAGAAACGCUUCGAACUUGAACGGAACUUUACGAAUCGGAAGAAAUUUGAAGGUGAAAUGAGAGAGGAGGGUGUCGAAUUUCAAAAACAGAAAUACAAGGAGAAUAUUUUUGUGAAAAUUCAUGUGCCAUUUAAACGGCUUUGUGAGGAGGCUGAAAAAUGCAAUUUAGAGAUGCCACUUACAGGGUGUGAAAUCUACGACGACGGCCCCAAGAACAUUUGGGAAAGAUUCGAAGAGAAGCAUUUGAAAACAGAUGAUGAAGUGGAUUUUGUCAGUGCCCCAUUCCAACUUGAUAAAAUCCAUCUCUUCGAAGGCCAUGAAAAUGAAGACACGUUUUUCCGUCCAGCAUUGCGGAGUUAUUUGACACAUCAUAUACUCAUUAACAUUGACAUCAGGAGGAAAGCAGAAGAGGAAGAAGACAGCCUCGCCAAAAAAGGACUGCCGUACCUUCUCAUGAAGAAGACAUACACCGAUAGUUUUCUCCUGCACGAGAAAUCAGAAGAGGAUCCGAUUGUUCAUGAGUUGAUCGAAAUACGACAAAAAGAGGGACUUCUCUCGGAUGAAGCCGCAGAAAAGAUGAAAACAACAGAAGUGGACCCAGACCCCCGGAAGAAAAUGAAUCACACUUGGACUAAAAUACAGAAAUAUCAACCAUUAUGGCGGAUUCGGAACUAUUUUGGUGAAAAGAUUGGGUUUUAUUUCGCGUGGUCGGGACAGUUGAUUACCUCAUUGUGGAUUCCGACUGUGUUUGGGAUUUGUAUAUUUUUUUAUGGAUUGUACCUGAGCAUCAAGAGAAAUAUUGCCCAAAAUAGUAUGGCAGUGAACACGACGUCGACACCUCUUUUAAAUGGUACAACUCCAGCACCUGAUGAAUUGGCCGUAGUCACUUUCUCUGAUCUACUGGUCGCCAAACUGAGUGAAAUAUUGGAUGUCAUAAAGGAGUCAUUUGACAAUGUAGUUACGCCUUGGUUUUCACUCAUUAUCUGUUUAUGGGGUACAAUCUUUCUGGAGAGUUGGAAAAGGAAGAAUGCUGUGUUGGCCUAUGAGUGGGAUGUGGACUCAUUUGAAUACACAGAGCCUGACAGGGCGGAGUUCUACGGACUCAAGACCAGACCAGAUCCUGUCACGAAUGAAGACACAUGGUAUUAUCCAAUAUGGCGGCAGUUCUUGAAGUUCCUUCUCUCGGGCUCCGUGCUCAUUAUGAUGGUGACGAUUGUGCUGAUCAGUGUGGGUGCGGUUGUCGUGUACCGUGUCAUCAUCAGCGUUGAUUACUGUGAUACUAUGGCGGGUUGGCAGUGUCUUGCAGCAUCGACGAUUGCGUCGGCAGUCUUGAAUGCUGUCUCCAUCCUAAUACUCGGCAAGUUUUACGAUGUUUUGGCUGUGAAAUUCACCGAUUGGGAGAAUCAUCGUACGAAGACGUCCUAUGACAAUGCUCUCAUCAUCAAACUAUUCGCAUUCAGUUUUGCCAACAGUUACGCCUCCUGUUUUUAUAUUGCAUUCUUCCGUGGGAACAUCAAGACGUUGUUUGCCAACGGUAUCUUGGGUCUCGGUGCAAAGUAUGUUGACGUCUGCAGUGGGGAUGAUGGAACCAACUGCAUGUCGAUGCUGUCUCUACAAGUCUUGGUGCUAAUGAUUGCAAAAACUCUACCGAAGCUUCUCACCGACAUCAUUUUACCGUGGGGAAAAUCUCUAUGGAGAAAGGGUAAAAUCUGUCCCUGUUGCCGGAAGAACAAAAUUCAUGCGAGUAUGAUGGAAACUGACAUUUAUGAUCCUAAUGAGUAUAUCGAGCGAGAGAGAUUGAAGCCAGAACUGGAGGAUUUCACCCUUAGUGAAUACACAGAAAAAGUCAUCCAAUAUGGCUAUCUUAUGCUGUUUUCUGCCUCCCUGCCACUUGCUCCAUUGAUUGCCCUUCUCACCAACCUCAUCGAUGCCAGCGUUGAUGCCAAAAGGAUGAUCUGGUGGUACAGACGACCUGUCGCCUAUAUUUCUCAGGACAUUGGCAUGUGGUAUGGAAUCUUAGAGUUUGUCAACAUCUGUGGAGUUGUUAGUAAUGCAUUCCUCAUUGCCUUCACGUCAUCUUACGGCAGGAACAACUUCCCCCUUCUCUCGCAAAAGCUCUGGUUCAUCAUCGGAUUUGAGCAUGCUGUGUUUGCCAUCAGGCUUAUACUUGCUGCCUGUAUUCCUGAUGUGCCUGAAACUAUUGCCCUGGAAAUGCGUAGGGAAAAAUAUCAGGUGGCCAGAAUCAUGGAGAGUGGCGAUGAUAAAGAAUUGGGUGUUCUCAGGAAAUUUGCACGGAAAACUGACUCGGAUGCAAAGUCAGCCAAUCAAAAUGGAAGUGAUUUUGGUCUGCGUAAACGUAGCAGGAGUUGUACGUCGACCAGUCAGAAUGAAGGGAACAAACCAAACAACAAGGGAUCAAGUGUUAAUGUCAUCAAUGAAACAAGUAAUCAAAUGUUGGCCCCAAAUGACAACGAAAAGAGCUCGAGAGAAAAACGACACAGAAAGAAGUCAAAAGGAUCUGGUGAAGACCAAGGAAUUCCUAAAUCUGUGCGGAGUCCCAAGCGGCACCGACAAAAAGAUGAACCGGCUGCGGAAGCGCAAAAAGUUUCUCUGGAACUGUCAGAAGACAGCGAAGAUUUUCACAACAAUGAAUUCGCACCUCGCAGCCAAUUUAACCGUCGAGGGUCAGAACCCCAAACCGCUCAUGUCUUCCGGGCUAUAGGUGAAAUGAACGAUGACGGAGAAAUACAAAUACUACCGAUCGACCCUCCACCUCCGUCUCCUCGGCGACCACGGAGGCUAAAGACGUUAGCACAUGGAGAUGGGCCGACAUCACUGAUGCCACUGCACACACCUCUUGUCGAAGAAAAAGGAGAAAAAGACGGCACGUCAAAUUAUUGAACAUUAGAAACUUUCAAAUCAGGUUCUGUGGAAUCGAUGUUCUGAAUUGUGUGGUCACCUACUGGAUGCCUCUUGGGUAUCAUUUAUUCAUGAAUUAUAACUGUUAUCAGAUCAUGAGUUUCCUUCAGAACCAAGUUCUAAAUUGAGUACUGGUACCUGCGACUCAUUAGUUAACUCCGUCCAGUUCUUUUGUAGUGAGCGCUACUAAUAUGUCUAUAGGGAUGCUCUAAUGAUUGAUUAAUUGAUUGAAACAGGAACUCUGUAAAUUUCAUUUCAUGCCAGCCAGGCAUGUCGCGACAUGUAUGUCACAUAUAAAACAGGGUAUUUAUUUAGUAUCUAUUUGUCUGCUUUGUGAUUUGAUAUGGUUUCUUAGUGAUAAGUCAAAAAUUUUGACUCUGAAAGAGUAUGUAUAUUACAUAUAGUCAGUGAAACAUACAGCAUAGUGGGGCCUGUAUAUGCUCAAUUCAUUCAUAUAUGAAUCGUAUCAAUACUGAAAAUGAAAUUAUCUGAACUGUAUUAGUAUCAGCAAGAAUAGAUAAAGACUAAUAUUUAUUCAUUAUUGGUAUCAGCAAGUAUGGUAUCAACUAGUUCAGCACUAUAAAUAAUUAUUGUAAAUAGGUUAAUUAAUGUAGAUUUUGAUUGCUUCCAUAAUGUGAUAAUUGUAAAUAGAUUAAUUAAUGUGAUCUUUAUUAACUCUACAAUGUGAUGAUGGAGAAGGCUUUGGGGAAUGUUUUCCUUCCACCCAAAAUGGUCGGGAUUUUCAUAAAUGACACCUAUUUAUAUUCAAGCAUGAUUCAGGAAACUUUGAGAGGGGCAAAAAAAUUGCAUGGGGAUUGCCAAAAUAGCCUGGUGGGAUUGUGGAUUUGGCCUUUUUAGCUCACAUGGGUGAGCUUAUUUCAACAAGUCCAUGUAGUUUUAAUUUGUACAAGAUGUAUUAAAAGCCUCAUUAUAUCAUAUACUGUAUAACAUUGUAAUAAUACUUUGUGCUUUUUGAUAGUAAAUAAAAGUUUCACUUUCAGUAUUGUCCGAAGAAUA